Molecule: messenger RNA, 783 nt
Organism: Nerophis ophidion (straightnose pipefish)
Lineage: Eukaryota; Metazoa; Chordata; Actinopteri; Syngnathiformes; Syngnathidae
Product: multiple epidermal growth factor-like domains protein 11
Exons: 4
Coding region: 1-783 (260 amino acids)
Source: RefSeq, a predicted model, not a curated record
AUGUGGUAUUUACAAUGUGAUGGUUUUCUACUUCCGACAGGACCAUGCCUUGCUGGUUAUUGGUGCAAUGCUGGGGCAUCCUCUCCAACUCCAGUAGAGGGCCUCUCUGGUUCUUUGUGUCCGCCUGGUCAUUACUGCCCCACGGGCACAACGGCUCCUUUGGUUUGUCCCAAAGGAACGUGGUCCAACAGCUCAGGCCUGCACAGACUGGAGGACUGUCAGACCUGUCAUGGAGGAUUUUAUUGUGACUCUACUGGCCUUACUGCUCCUACAGGACGCUGCAGUGGCGGGUAUUAUUGUCUCGGUGGGGCUGUCACACCUUCUCCCGCUCAGGGAGUCACAGGGGGAUCUUGUCCUGAGGGUUCCUACUGCCCUGAAGGAACCGCUGACCCCAUACCUUGUGAACCAGGGACUUAUGUUGCUGUAACACAUGCCACUGAGUGCGAGGCCUGUCUGCCAGGCUGGUACUGCGUGACUGGCUCCUUGCAGCUCUGCCCUGCAGGGUUCUACUGCCCGGAAAGAACCGGCUAUGACGUAAGAAGCUGUCCACCGGGAACAUACGGCCCUGACCCAGGAUACUGGUCCGUGUCCCAGUGCAAGCAAUGUGACGUCGGCCAUUACUGCUCCUCCACAAACGCCACAGCGGUCAGUGGAGCGUGUCAGGAGGGAUAUUACUGCUGGCGUGGAAACACCUCCCCCCGCCCGGUCUUACAGGCUGCAGGUGACCGAGCGUCCUUGGCAGACAUGUCCCACGCAUUUAGGAUCUCCAACCGUCGAGAAUAA